Messenger RNA from Copidosoma floridanum, 1879 nucleotides. RefSeq names its product PHD finger protein rhinoceros (gene rno). Gene Ontology annotation, biological process: regulation of transcription by RNA polymerase II. Lineage: Eukaryota; Metazoa; Arthropoda; Insecta; Hymenoptera; Encyrtidae. The record is from RefSeq and is a predicted model, not a curated record.
UUGGAUAUAAAAAUCGUAGUUUUGUAGGCGCUCGAUAUCAAGGUUCAAUUAAUUUUUUGAGUAGCAAUGUAGUGAUAACUGUUUUUCUUGAUGUAGUUUAUUAUUAUGUUACUGCCGUACCUGCUGCUGUAGAUGCAUAGAUAUAAUUCACAACUAUCUUCCUAAAUGAUAUUUGCAUAUUAAGUUGAGAUGAUUGAAUUUGUUUUUUCUAAAAGAGUACCAUAAAUAAUGGAAAAACUUAUUUUCACAAGGUUGUAAGAAAGUACCAUAUGCAACUAAAAUAUCAAAUUUGCAAAAUGUAUGCAAUUUUCCUAUAUGGAUCAUAGACAAUUAGGUUUUCUGGACUAGCAGAAUGGCCCAACGAGGCAAGAGAAUCAAUAAAGCUGAUAAUGACUCAGCUUCUUGUUCAAGCACGUUUAAAAGGCGCAAAUGUAGAGCCGGGCAAAGUGCUACUGACACACCAGGAUCUGUGGGAACUUUGGGUCCAUCAGAAGAAGAAGAAACUAUGGCAUCAUCCAGUCAAGGCGGAUCUUCUUGGACUCCUAGACCUCUUAGUGAUAUUAAAAUAUCAAGUAUCUACAAUCGGUCAGCUGCAGAACCACCUGCUGAGUUGUAUCGCAAAGACUUGAUCAGUGCAAUGAAAUUACCAGACAGUGAACCCCUUAGUCCUAGUGAAUAUUGGAUAAUAUCCGAUCAGUGGAAACAAGAAUGGGAAAAAGGGGUUCAAGUACCCGUUAAUCCUGACUCACUUCCAGAACCAAUUGUCACUGUUAUUCAGACACCACCUAUGUGCAAACUGUAUGGAGAAUUCAAGUUACCAAAAAAAUAUUUAAGGAUAUUCCGAGAUGACUUUUUCAAUCCUGAAGAACAUUUCUUGAGUACUACUCCUGCUCGAGCAGAAAAAGCCUGUGGUUAUGAUUUGGAUGAUAUUGACUUUGCUUGGCUUGAAGUUUUGAAUGGAGAAAGAGCCCUUUGUGGUCAAUCUUCUGUUACUGAGACUCAGCUGGAGCAUAUUAUCGAAGUGUUAGAGCACUGUUGUUGGGAAAAAACUCAAGCCAUACUUAAAAGUGAAGAGGGUCUUGGAAUAGAAUUUGACGAAAAUGUUAUAUGCGAUGUUUGUCGAUCCCCUGACUCCGAGGAGGGCAACGAAAUGGUGUUUUGCGAUUUUUGCAAUAUUUGCGUGCAUCAAGCUUGUUAUGGAAUAACAUCAAUACCGGCUGGCUCAUGGCUCUGCAGGACGUGUUCGUUAGGUCAGAGACCAGGAUGCGUAUUAUGUCCUAACCCGGGGGGCGCUAUGAAGUCCACGCGCAGUGGCCAAAAGUGGGCCCACGUUUCUUGUGCACUUUGGAUUCCAGAAGUUAGUAUAGGAUGUGUAGAAAAAAUGGAGCCCAUCACAAAGAUAUCGAGUAUUCCACAAAGCCGAUGGGCUCUGAUUUGUGUUUUGUGUCGUGAACGUGUUGGUGCUUGCAUUCAAUGUAGUAUAAAAACGUGUAAAACGGCAUAUCAUGUUACAUGUGCUUUCAAACAUGGACUUGAAAUGAAAGCAAUUAUUGAAGAUGAACAAGCAGAAGACGGUGUCAAAUUAAGAUCAUACUGUCAAAAACAUGGAAAAAAUAAUACAAAAGAAAAGACAAGUAGUGGUGGUGCUGGAAGCGGUAGUGGCAAAGGAGGCUCAGAUUCUGAUGACGGUGAAAUUAGGCGAAGGAAACGAAAAGAUAUGAGUUCUGAAGAGAAAAAUCAAGCUCGAGCUGCCAAACUUCAAGAAAUCGAAGCCGAAUUUGACAAGCAUGUCUGUUUAAAAGAUAUUACAAACCAGCAACUGGAUGUGGAUCACGAUGCACUUCUAUACAUUUACAACUACUGGAAAUUAAAAAGAAAG